AUGCCUGGGUCACCUGCCAUCCUGUCCCCCCACCCCUCUGUUUUUAACAAGUGCAAUCCUAUCAGCUUGAAUGAUGAUCCCCCCUUCCUGUUCAUAUCCCCCCAUCCAAGACUCCAGCCCAUGCAUCCAUCCCUUGAACAGGACCAAGCCCUUCUUAAACCCAGGUCAUCAUCCACCCCAAAUAUGGACAACUCUUCUGAUUCUGACAUCACAUCCUCCAACAUGUUUUCUAUGCUCCAUUUCUCAUCCUCAUCCCCUGCAACUACCACUCUGCUCUCAGAUGACAGUGAUUCAAAGCUGUUGUCAAACCUCCAUGAGCUUCAUACAGCAUAUGGCUACUGGAAGGAGAAUGAGAAGGCCAACACCCACCUGACUGAACAUCAGCACCAGCUCAUGAUACAGUGUGAGCAGUAUGCCCAUGAGGAGGCCAUGGCAGCUCAGGAGCUGGAGAAGAUGAAACUUGUGGUGAAGUUGGAAGAGCUUUGGGGGCAGAACCUAGCCCUGCAGAGGGGUGUAGCUGGUGGUGAGGACCAAGGCCCUUUGUUGACUAAUGAAGAUGGUCAUGAACUCAACAACAGUCUAUGA
Pisolithus orientalis is the source of this 585-nucleotide messenger RNA. RefSeq lists its product as uncharacterized. Bases 1 to 585 code for a protein of 194 amino acids. The record is from RefSeq and is a predicted model, not a curated record. The transcript has 3 exons. Lineage: Eukaryota; Fungi; Basidiomycota; Agaricomycetes; Boletales; Pisolithaceae.